AUGGAUGUCAAGAUAUUGAUGAAAUAUAUUUCAAAAAAGUUCAUUCACUAGUUGCUUGAACUUUUUGACAACAAUGAGCCAAGAGAAAGGGAAUAUGUAAAAAAUCUGUAUCAUAGAUUAUACGGAAAACUAGUAUAGAAAAGAAAAACAUUUAGGAAAUCUAUUAGUUUUGUCUUUUAAACACUUAUCCACGAAAGGUAUUCAUUCAAUGGUAUGCCUGAACUUUUAGAUAUUCUUGCUUCAAUUAUCAGUGGAUAUGCUGUCCCACUUCGUGAAGAACAUAUAGAUUUCUUUAAAAAUAUAUUUAUACCUCUUCAUAAGGUUUAAACUUCACAUCACUACCAUGAAUAAUUGUAAAGAUGUUCAAUGUUGUUUCUGUCAAAGAUGCCAGAAUUAUCUUUAGAUUUAAUUGAUGCCUUGCUUAAAUACUGGCCUUUUGCUAAUUCUACUAAAGAGCUUAUGUUUUUAAGCGAGUUAUUAGAAGUAAUUGAAGUUCCAGAAAUGAACAAAAUACAGCCAUAUGUGGAAAGACUUUUUAAAAGAUUGAUUAAAUGCAUUUCAGGACCUCACUUGCAAAUAGCAGAUAGAGCAAUGUGCUUUUUUGAAAACGAAUACUUUUUAGGAAUGCUUAGAUAAUACAAAUCAAUAACUUUCCCAUUAAUAGUGCCAGUAAUUCAUAAAAUUGCUGAUAAUCAUUGGCACAAAAUUCUGCAAGAAUCUUUGAUAGCUCUGAGAGCAAUCCUAAGAGAGUUAGAUCCUCAAGCUUAUGAAAAAUCACUUACGUAUAAAAAUGUACCUACGUUAUAUCUAUCUAAAGACGUUAAAAAAAGAGCUGAAGAAAGAGUUAAGGUUGAUGAAAAAUGGAGUGAAUUAUAUAAGCAAGCUAAAAAAGUUGAUCCUAAUAUUAGUUAAAAAACCCUCCCAUAUACAGAUAAAAAUGUAGUUGGAGACUUCAAUCGUCUUGAUAAUACUAACGUAGUUUUUAAUUGA
Tetrahymena thermophila SB210 is the source of this 990-nucleotide messenger RNA. Its product is annotated as protein phosphatase 2A regulatory B subunit, B56 family protein. Gene Ontology annotation, cellular component: protein phosphatase type 2A complex. The record is from RefSeq and is a predicted model, not a curated record. Gene Ontology annotation, molecular function: protein phosphatase regulator activity. The transcript has 2 exons. NCBI's taxonomy places the organism in Eukaryota, Ciliophora, Oligohymenophorea, Hymenostomatida, Tetrahymenidae. Gene Ontology annotation, biological process: signal transduction.